CGCGAUCACUUCAUAAGCAUAUGAAUGUGGCAAAGUCAAGUAAUUUUCUUAGAAGGCUGUUGGUGCGAGUGAUACUUCCUGCGUAAGCAUAAGCCUCCGUUUGCCCUCUUUGACACUAGAAGACCCUGCAAAACCUAAUUUACAGCCAGCGCUAUAUUCACACCCUAGUCACUUGUUAUAUUGGCAUCGUUUUCGGCAUACCAGCAUGGCGGUCGGCGCAGCAUGUUCAGGCACACACAGAUGGCGCGCUUUGGGGCGCGCUGCGAAUUACCUAUGUCCGCUGCAUCAGAAGGGGCUGCAAUCCCCUUUGGCACUGCGUUGCCCUCUUCGCCGCGACAUUCUGGCUAUCAGCCGUCCAGUACCGUUCCCUACUGUCAAUGAAGCCCCCAGCGCCCAAGCAAACGCGGCAUCCACGAUUGUGACGUCCAAUACCCAAGCCAAUCCGCAGACCCCUUCGUUCACGAUCCCCUUCCCACCGUCAUCAGCGUCCCCCAAACCUCCACGGCGCUCCUUGAUACCGAUUGCAGCUUUCGCCGCACUAGGCGCCGCUGGAGUAAUCAUCGCAGCUAUCAGCCUCUUCUCUCUAGGCAUUUCCUCCGCUGUCACUGCCACUGCUGCAACCUCAGGCCAUACGGCCUCAGCAUUAUCAGCCCUUCCCCUCCUCGCCUCCGUCACCGCCUCCCUGCUCUCCUCCCUGUUCAAAGUUCCUACCUUGUCCAUGGCCGCUGCGCCACUGGCCUCGACCACCGCAACCGCUGCAAGUAACACUGCAGCCGCGAACCACCAUACAACCGCCAACCUCCUCAUUACCCUGGCCAGUGCCCUCCCACAUUUGGGUCUCUUCCUGCUGUGCCUCUCCGCGUCGGCAUUCCUGCUUGCGUGUCUACCGGGCCUUGCGGCGCUCGCUCGUACCGCUGUACGAGCCGAGCGGUUGUUGGCGGCGGUUGAGGCGGAGCUACCGGAUACGGUUGCAGCGCUGCGGAUCACCGGUCUGGAAGUCACGGACUGCAUUCAGGAGUUGGGCGCCCUAGGCGGCGAGUUGACGCGUGGGGUGCGGUCGACGGCAGCGCUUGCGGUGGCGGCGGAGGCGGGUGUACGACAAGGCGUGGCGGUGGCGGAGGCGGGUGUACGGCAGGGGGUGGCGACUGCGGCGAAGGUGGAGAAGGAGGCGAGGGGCGCCGUGGAGGGCCACCUGGCGUCCACCGCCCAGCUGUCGUACAGCGCUCCCCUGGUGGCCCAGGCGGCCGCCGCCACCCGCACCGCCGCCAGGAAGCUGCGCACGGGGCUGGCGGUGGGGCAGCUGGCGGGGGCGGUGGUGCAGGCGGGUCGGUCGGCUAGGGACGCGCUUGUACGGCAGCAACAGUUGGACGAGCAACAAAGGCUGCUUGCUGUACGGCAGGAACAAUUGCCGGGACACCAGCAACAGCAGCAACAGGAGGCAGCACUGUUGCAACGGCAAUUAGAGGCUCUGCAAGAGAAGCAACGCAGGCAACAGCAACAGCUGUUGGCUACACAAAAACAGCAGCAGCAGCGGAAUAAGUAAUGUGAGAGAGGAGGAGCGCGCCAGGGCAGCAUGUUAACGGCGGGAGAUGUUAUGCCUUAUGAGCGGCACGUUUUUUGUGGUAUCUAGUGUUGGCUGGUUAACUAGCUAGCUAGGAUGGCAGGCGACGUGAACUUGAACUACAUUCGCUGCACAGACAAUGCAACCUUGCUGGUACUUAACGCGGUAGGGUCCUUCAACGUGGGAUACGUGUACGACAUGUGAGGUGUUGUACGACAUGUAGGAUGUGUGGGGAUCUGUUUUACCUGCGCAUAUCGGUAUAUCGACCGACGAACGACAGCCCUGUGGGUUGUGCUGCAUUAACUGUGGGAUGGAGCCAGAUGGAGCUGGAUGUGUUAUUGUAUGCUUGGAUGGGAGGGACUAUACCGCGCUGUGUGCUCGAGAUGAGACUAAAGUGAUCCCUAAUGCUCAUCCCUGUCAGUUCAUGAUACUUUACAGCAGGAGAGCCGAACUAUGGCCAGUCCCCACAUCCCAACAGCGCAUACUGUUCGGAAGGUCGGUUGAAUCCCCCACAGCGAAACGUGCACCCUGAGAACACCCCGGUAUUGAAAGUGCACUAGUGGCCAGAAGGGCAGACAGUUGUACGCGUUGCAUGUACGGCAGAGGGUAGCAGCGUACAUCUAGUUGAGGCGGACACGCAAGUGCACUUGCUUGGCGCGUGCAGAUUGUGGAGAUACGGUACAUAACUGUGUGUAAAGAUCCUAGCAGCGGG
Messenger RNA from Astrephomene gubernaculifera, 2273 nucleotides. NCBI's taxonomy places the organism in Eukaryota, Viridiplantae, Chlorophyta, Chlorophyceae, Chlamydomonadales, Astrephomenaceae. The record is from the annotation of a GenBank genome assembly.